Molecule: messenger RNA, 2541 nt
Organism: Pipistrellus nathusii (Nathusius's pipistrelle)
Lineage: Eukaryota; Metazoa; Chordata; Mammalia; Chiroptera; Vespertilionidae
Source: the annotation of a GenBank genome assembly
AUGAACCUCCUCUACCGAAAAACCAAGCUGGAGUGGAGGCAGCACAAGGAGGAGGAGGCCAAGAGGAGCUCCAGUAAGGAGGUGGCUCCUGCAGGCUCGGUGGGGCCCGGGGCUGGCCCGGGGCCCGGGGUCCGCGUGCGGGACAUCGCCUCUCUGCGCCGCUCCCUCAGGAUGGGCUUCAUGACCAUGCCCGCCUCCCAGGAGCACGCCCCCCACCCCUGCCGCAGCGCCAUGGCCCCGCGCUCCCUCUCCUGCCACUCCGUGGGCAGCAUGGACAGUGUGGGGGGUGGUCCUGGGGGAGGCGGCGGGGGUCUCUCUGAGGACAGCAGCACACGGAGACCCCCGGCCAAGCCCCGGAGACACCCCAGCACCAAGCUCAGCAUGGCAGGGUCUGGGACAGAGACGCCUCCUAGCAAGAAGGCAGGCUCACAGAAGCCAGCCCCAGAGGGCCGAGAGUCUAGCCGGAAGGUUCCUCCUCAGAAGCCCAGGCGAAGCCCCAACACGCAGCUCUCUGUCUCCUUCGAUGAGUCCUGCCCCACCGCUCCCUCUCCCCGAGGGGGGAACCUGCCCCUCCAGCGCCUCAGCAGAGGGUCCUGCAUCGCGGGGGACCCUGAGGUGGGUUCCCAGGAAGAGGAGCCCGUGUACAUCGAGAUGGUGGGGGACGUCUUCAGGGGAGGAGGGAGAUGUGGAGGGGGCCUGACCGGGCCCCCUCUUGGGGGCGGGGGUCCGACCCCUCCAGCCGGCGCUGACUCAGACUCGGAAGAGAGCGAGGCCAUCUACGAGGAGAUGAAAUAUCCGCUGCUCGAGGAGGCGGGGGACGGCCGGGCCAAUGGGCCCCCCUCGCUGACCAUCGCCUCCUCGCAACACCAGCCUCACGCCCUCCAGCCCCACGCCCACCAUCGUCCGGCCUCAGCCCUCCCAGGCCGGAGGGACAGGGACAGGGACAGGGACGGGACGCCCACCAAGACCACUCCUUGCGAAAUCCCCCCGCCCUUCCCUAACCUCCUCCAGCACCGCCCUCCGCUCCUGGCCUUCCCCCAAGCCAAGUCUGCUUCCCGAACCCCCGGCGACGGGGUCUCCAGGCUCCCCGUCCUCUGCCACCCCAAGGAGCCGGCGGGCUCCACCCCAGCUCCCCAAGUGCCUGCCCGAGAGCGGGAGACGCCUCCCCUGCCGCCGCCUCCUGCCGCCAACAUGCUGCUGCUGGGACCCUCGGGCCGGGCCCGGAGCCACUCCACCCCGCUGCCGCCCCAGGGCUCUGGCCAGCCCCGGGGCGAGCGGGAGCUCCCCAACUCCCACAGCAUGAUCUGCCCCAAGGCGGCAGGGGCGCCGGCAGCCCCUGCCCCCGCCACCCUGCUCCCCGGCCCCCCCAAGGACAAGGCCGUGUCGUACACCAUGGUGUACUCGGCCGUCAAGGUGACCACCCACUCCGUCCUGCCCGCGGGGCCUCCCUUGGGUGCUGGGGAGCCAAAGACGACAGAGAAGGAGAUCUCGGUCCUCCACGGGAUGCUGUGCACCAGCUCGAGGCCCCCCUUGCCUGGGAAGUCCAGCCCCCACGGCGGAGCCGUGGGCACAACGGCGGGGGUCCUCCACCACCGAGGCUGCCUGGCCUCCCCGCACGGCCUUCCGGACCCAACGGCGGGCCCCCUGACCCCCCUCUGGACCUACCCGGCCUCGGCGGCUGGGCUCAAGAGACCCCCUGCCUACGACAGCCUCAAGGCUGGGGGGGUGCUGAACAAGGGCUGUGGAAUGGGGGGCCCAUCCCCCCUGGUCAAGAUCCAGCUGCAGGAGCAAGGGACGGAUGGGGGUGCCUUUGCCAGCAUUUCCUGUGCCCACGUCAUCACCAGUGCGGGGACACCGGAGGAAGAGGAGGGGAUGGGCGCAGCGGCGUUCGGGGCAGGCUGGGCUCUGCAGCGGAAGGUCCUGUACGGAGGAAGGAAGGCGAAAGAGCUGGACACAGAGGCCGAGGAUAACGCCCGGGCCUGGAACGGCAGCUCCGAGGGCCCAGCCAAGGUGGAGCGUGAGGACAGGGGUCCUGUGGCGUCGGGGAUCCCAGUGAGGAGCCAGGGGGCCGAGGGCCUGCUGGCCAGGAUCCACCACGGAGGAGACCGAGGCGGGAGUCGCACAGCGCUGCCCACGCCCUGCCAGACCUUCCCGGCCUGCCAUCGAAACGGAGACUUCACGGGAGGCUACCGCCUGGGGCGCUCUGCCUCCACCUCCGGAGUCCGGCAGGCCGUGUUCCACACCCCCAGGCCCUGCAGCCAGCCCCGCGACGUGCCCGGCCAGACCCACCCCGCGCUGCCGCUGCCGCUGCCCCCGCCGCCCCCGCCGGCCCGCGAGCGCGACGGCAAGCUGCUGGAGGUGAUCGAGCGCAAGCGCUGCGUGUGCAAGGAGAUCAAGGCGCGCCACCGGCCCGACCGCGGCCUGUGCAAGCAGGAGAGCAUGCCCAUCCUCCCCAGCUGGCGGCGCGGGCCCGAGCCCCGCAAGUCCGGCACCCCGCCCUGCCGCCGGCAGCACACCGUCCUCUGGGACACCGCCAUCUGA